Molecule: messenger RNA, 165 nt
Organism: Neogale vison (American mink)
Lineage: Eukaryota; Metazoa; Chordata; Mammalia; Carnivora; Mustelidae
Product: 40S ribosomal protein S29-like
Exons: 1
Coding region: 1-165 (54 amino acids)
Cellular component (GO): cytosolic small ribosomal subunit
Molecular function (GO): structural constituent of ribosome; zinc ion binding
Source: RefSeq, a predicted model, not a curated record
AUGGGUCACCAGCAGUUCUACUGGAGCCAUCUGAGGAAAUGUGGCCAGGGUUCUUGUUGCGUCUGCUCAAACCCACAUGGUCUGAUCCAGAUACACACCCUCAAUACGUACUGCCAGUGUUUCUACCAGUACUCAAGGGAUACAGGCUUCAUUAAGUUGGAUUAA